AUGGAUAUAGUUGGAGGAGAGAUUACAGUUAAAAGUGACCAGAUUUUGAUGUUAGAUGGAAAAUAUAUGUUAACUUUUAAAGAAGUAUUUCAAAAGAAGAUUAAUAAUUUUAAGUUACACAUUAGUGGUUUGGUUAAAAAUUUCGUAAAUAAAAAGGAAAUGAAAAAAUAUAAUAUUGAAGGGAGUUGGAUUAUAAUUCAAUAUUUCAAUGUAGUUAGUAAUCCUACAGAUAAUAGUAUAGUCUUCAUAGGAUGUGAAGGCUGUGGUCUGAACGAAAAAAAGAAUUUAUUAAAUCAGAAUGUAUAUAAGAAAAGAUUCCGUUAUAAUAGGAUAGAAUUUAACGUUAUUAAACAAUAUAUUUUGAAAGAAAAAUUUAAUGAUAAUAUUAAUAUUGGAAAAAUAUUAUCGAUUCUUAAAAAGCAUGUAGGAGAAGAAGUAUAUGUUUAUGUUGAUGGUUCGAUUAUAGAUAGCGGUACAGAUGGAAUGGCGGGGAUUAAUUUUUAUGAUAGAAAUCAUUUAAUCAUCGAUGAACUUUCAGAAAUUUUUGCAUUCUUCAUCACAUUACUUAUUUUAAAUCAUGAUACAUUUUUUAAUGUGAGAAAGCUCUUAAAAGAAGAAAACAAUAUUUAUAUUUGGAUGUUAAUACAACAACUGAUUAUUAAGGAUAAGAUUAAUUUACCAACUUUAGUCAAAGUUAAAGUGCAUAGUGAUAACAAAUUCCAUAAUCUUUUGGAUAAACAAAUUAAAGAAAGAUAUUAA
Molecule: messenger RNA, 759 nt
Organism: Rhizophagus irregularis DAOM 181602=DAOM 197198
Lineage: Eukaryota; Fungi; Glomeromycota; Glomeromycetes; Glomerales; Glomeraceae
Source: RefSeq, a predicted model, not a curated record